Cucumis melo (muskmelon) is the source of this 1799-nucleotide messenger RNA. RefSeq names its product E3 ubiquitin-protein ligase HAKAI homolog. The record is from RefSeq and is a predicted model, not a curated record. The transcript has 4 exons. Bases 239 to 1654 code for a protein of 471 amino acids. NCBI's taxonomy places the organism in Eukaryota, Viridiplantae, Streptophyta, Magnoliopsida, Cucurbitales, Cucurbitaceae. Gene Ontology annotation, molecular function: ubiquitin protein ligase activity. Gene Ontology annotation, biological process: regulation of cell adhesion; protein ubiquitination.
AAAGUUGAACGACGUGUCGUUCUAUUUACUCAUAUAUCGGAAUCGGACAACCCUUCUUCUUCCAUUUUGGGAGCGAAGAAGCGAAAGACGAAGGGCGGACGGACUGAGUGACGACUGUUCGGAGGAAGCGAAUCUGAUAGUUAUCCUCUUCGCAGAUUGGGUUUCUAAAGAGGGAGGCAUCUAGGUUGAUUCUUGUUUGGGGAAAUAAUUGGAGGGGGAAUUUUCAAAGGGGAUAAAUAUGCUUCAGAUCCGGCUUAGCAAAGUUCCACAGGCUGAAAGUGGUGGUGGGGCAGUGAAGCCCUUGCCGGCGGAGUCUGUGACGGUCGCAUGCCCUGACCACCUCGUUCUUGCUGAUCUUCCUGUAGCGAAGGGCAUUGGUGCGGCUACUGCUGCUUCCAUUGUGAAGUCUGUGGGUCGUAGGUCUCGCCGGCAGCUUGGAGAACGAGUUCAUUUUUGUGUCAGAUGCGAUUUUCCUAUUGCAAUUUAUGGUCGCCUGAGUCCUUGUGACCAUGCUUUCUGUCUUGAUUGUGCAAGGAGCGAUUCUUUAUGCUACCUCUGUGAUGAUCGUAUCCAGAAGAUUCAAACUAUAAAAUUGAUGGAGGGGAUCUUCAUUUGUGCAGCCCCACACUGUCUCAAGUCUUUUCUUAAGAGGACUGAAUUUGAAUCUCAUAUACACGAGAGCCAUGCUGACCUUCUUAAGCCAAAUGCGGACAAGGAAGAUGGAAAUGAAAUUGAGGCUAAUAGCGCCAAACAAUCUACAGCUUCUGAAUCCACCGUCCGAGGUCCAUUGAGACCACUCAUAUCUCCGGGUUCCAAUUCCCAGCCUCAAGAACGUGAUGAAAAGUUUCAUCGACAACAAUCUAGAGACCAACCCAGAUCUGGUAUGCAGCAAAAGCAAACACCAAGUUUUGGUCAGAACCAAAACACUACAUCUGAGUCUCAACAAGACAGCGGUCAUUCACAAGGCUUUGAUCGACAUGGCUCUCAUGGCCGUUUUCCCCCUCAAAACUUUGAUGCACAGGGUGCUCCACAUCAGGACUCCAGCCAGUUUCUAGAGAAGCAGCAAGGAAUUCUAUCCGAUACUCCAUAUUCUCAGUAUCCUCCUUUACAAACAAUUCCACCACCAAAUUAUGUGGUUCCGGCCAACUCCAAUCCAAUGUUGACCCCCCCUCUGCCAUUUGGUUAUCCCCCUUUUCCAAUUGAGGGAGCACAACAAUAUUACAAUACACCUUAUGAAGUAUCACGGCAAGACACUGCAGCAGAGACCGGAUCUGAGCAAGGGUCACUCCUAGGGUUUCCACCAGGUGCGCCAGGAGGAAUGAAUUUCUCAGCAACGUAUCCACAGUCCUGGAAUACUGGGCAAGCUGGCAUUCCUUAUGAGCAUGCUGGUGGAGGUCAAGGAGAUUAUAGACGCAGCCCUGGACGUAUGCCUGUGAAUUCUUCAGCAGGUAAUGCAAUGGACAUAAGGGAUGGUAAAGGUAUAUUGGCACCACAGCCUCUAAUACAAUUGCCUCCACCGCCUCCGCCCCCACCGUACAUGUCACAUAACAAGCGUGGUAAGUUUUAUUCAGGCGAUAUGGAUCAUGAUGGGCAAAGCCUUGGAUGGCAGAAUGACAGCCAUAGUCGAGAUAGCUUUGGAAGUGGCCAAGAUUGAAUUUUUUUCCCCAUGGUAUUCUUUGUGUCCUUUGCCAUAUAGUUCCUAUCAUUGUUUUGAUAAAAAUUUGCAUCAGCUUGAUAAUGUCUGUAUUUGAACUUGAUGCUCAAUGGUAAAAGUUCUGCCCUUGGAGGCCUUUUUGAGA